Molecule: messenger RNA, 3683 nt
Organism: Talpa occidentalis (Iberian mole)
Lineage: Eukaryota; Metazoa; Chordata; Mammalia; Eulipotyphla; Talpidae
Gene: IRF8
Product: interferon regulatory factor 8
Exons: 9
Coding region: 47-1324 (425 amino acids)
Biological process (GO): regulation of transcription by RNA polymerase II; immune system process
Cellular component (GO): nucleus
Molecular function (GO): RNA polymerase II cis-regulatory region sequence-specific DNA binding; protein binding; DNA-binding transcription factor activity, RNA polymerase II-specific
Source: RefSeq, a predicted model, not a curated record
AGCGUGGGGCGCGGGCGGCGCGGACGGCGGCGCAGGUGGGCGCAGGAUGUGUGACCGCAACGGCGGGCGGCGGCUCCGGCAGUGGCUGAUCGAGCAGAUCGACAGCGGCAUGUACCCGGGGCUGAUCUGGGAGAAUGAUGAAAAGAGCAUGUUCCGGAUCCCGUGGAAACACGCUGGCAAGCAGGACUACAACCAGGAGGUGGAUGCCUCCAUCUUCAAGGCCUGGGCAGUCUUUAAAGGGAAGUUUAAGGAAGGAGACAAAGCUGAACCAGCCACUUGGAAGACGAGGCUACGCUGUGCCUUGAACAAGAGCCCAGAUUUUGAGGAAGUGACAGACCGGUCCCAGCUGGACAUUUCCGAGCCAUACAAAGUUUACCGCAUCGUCCCCGAGGAAGAGCAAAAAUACAAGCUCGGCGUGACGACUCCCGGCUGUGUGAACGAGGUCACGGAGAUGGAGUGUGGGCGCUCUGAAAUCGAUGAGCUGAUCAAGGAGCCCUCCGUGGACGACUACAUGGGGAUUGUGAAGAGGAGCCCGUCCCCCCCGGAGGCCUGCCGGAACCCGCUCCUCCAGGACUGGUGGACACAGCAGCCCAGCGCAGGCUUGCCGCUGGUGGCGGGGUACGCGGCCUACGACCCGCACCAUUCAGCCUUCUCCCAGAUGGUCAUCACCUUCUACUAUGGGGGCAAGCUGGUGGGCCAGACCACCACCACCUGCCCCGAGGGCUGCCGCCUGUCCCCCAGUCAGCCAGGCCUGCCCAGUGGCAAGCUGCUGGGGUCUGAGGGCCUGGAGCUGGUGCGCUUCCCGCCGGCUGACACCAUCCCCAGCGAGCGGCAGAGGCAGGUGACGCGGAAGCUGUUCGGGCACCUGGAGCGUGGGGUGCUGCUGCACAGCAGCCGGCAGGGCGUGCUGAUCAAGCGGCUGUGCCAGGGCCGCGUGUUCUGCAGCGGUAACGCCGUGGUGUGCAGGGACCGGCCUAACAAGCUGGAGCGGGACGAGGUGGCCAAGGUCUUCGACACCAACCAGUUCCUCCGAGAGCUCCAGCAGUUCUACAGCAGCCAGGGCCGGCUCCCUGACAGCAGGGUGGUGCUGUGCUUCGGGGAAGAGUUUCCAGACAUGACUCCUUUGCGCUCCAAGCUCAUCCUCGUGCAGGUGGAGCAGCUGUACGUGCGGCAGCUGGUGGAAGAAGCUGGAAAGGGCUGCGGGGCCGGCGCCCUCCUGCAGUCCGAGGAGCUCCAGGCAGACCAGGUCUUCCGGGUGUUCCCCGACGUCUGCGCCUCACACCAGAGACCCUUCUUCAGAGAAAACCAACAGAUCACAGUCUAAGAGCCUCAGGCACCCUCCCUGCCGGCGUCUCGCGUGCUUCAUCACAGUCACUGUUGCAAUGGCUUCCGGGCGCGGCCCCCUCCUGCCUGGGCCGGUGCCUUCCUCUGCUCUCGAUGUCGGAAGGGCAGCUCCGAGCACCUGACUUCAGAAGCAAGGGGUACGCUUCUGCCGUGGACAUGCAAAUGCACACCAGCCCGUCUGACCGCUGGCAGGAUCACCCCAGAGGAAAGGUCCAUUUCGAGCAUUUCCCCAAGUUACGGUCCAUCCCUGUGUUGCUGUCAGCGCUCUGGGGUCAUUGAGACUUCCAGAGACUCAGCGUUCAAUGUUGCUAGCAAGCUGCUGCUUCCCGUACAGAGACGUGGGGUCUAUUAUCGAGUUGUGGGCCCAGAGCUGGUUUAGCUGUGGGCCUGUUAGCUGUGGGCCUGUCGAUUGAUGCAAAAUGCCUUUCUAUCUUGAAACAUGUUAAUGAGAGUUAAGACGACCUAAGAGCCCAGCUCCCUUGUGUCCGUGGAAGCAGAAGUCCUGCCUUGUUGGAAGGAUGGGUGCCCAGCGCCGGGGAACAGCCCGUGGCCAGGCGAGCUGGCGCCAUUUCGUGUCAGAUGCUGAAAACAUCCCCUCUGGCUUCGCUGCCGGGAAACUUAGAGGAAAAUGGGACUGUUUUCAUUUCAGUUAUUAAAUUGCCAGCGAGACCUCUCUUUUCUUUUUAAUUUUGAAUCUUAUAGAAAUAUUUGUACUUUAAUUAUUCUAUCGUAAACUGCUUGAAAUCUCUUGAUUUUUAAAGUGGGCAGGAUAUAAACCACAAGUGACAAGAAAUAGCUGUGACUGUGCGGGCAUUUGGGUGAUUCUUGCGUCCAGCCAGCCCGUCCUGCCGCCGGGCGUGUUGAGUUGUGGGCGGGGGCGGCGGACUGGGGAGUGGGGUGAGUCAUGCUGGCUUCUGUCGACCCCUGGGCCUGGGGUGGAUGGUGGCAGGGAGAAUGGUUCCCCUCAGACUCCUUGGGACUCCUCAGCUUUAGGGUGGCCCCACCCCACACCGCACUGCCUGGCCCAGCAGAGAGCGGGAUUCCCUGGGGGGCGGUCCCUGGAGAAGCCCCAUGAUCAUCCGGCAGGAACUUACCCCUUUACUAGCAUGUCAGUGUGCGGCUCCUGCCACGAGGGGUUUACCCUAAAUUGUGACACUGAUCAAAGACAGCCGGUAGGAGACGAGGAGGGAGUUCACUUGUAAGGGCCGGGCAGACCCCCAUCCCACAGGCCUCCCAGUGGGGCGCAGUCACCUCCAGACCAUUUUACCAUCACUUCCAUGGUUGAAAAGCACUUGAACAUUUUUUUUCUGAGAAAAACCUGUAUUUGUUGUAAUGGGGUGACUCUUAUUCAAGUCUGUGCACCCUGGUGAUGCCCAGAGACUCCCAGACUGGCAGCGUGUGUGUGUCCACUGCCUUGGGGGUCCCCCUCCCCGCCUGUGCUGGGCCUGUUGAUUUGGCUGUGCCAGUCGGUGUAGACAUCAGGUGGAUUUGGGGUCUGGAGAAGGGCCUGCUGUAUCCUGGGGAGGGGCGGGGGCGUCUUUUCUCUUUCUAACCCAGCCUGCUCACCACCACCCCUACUUGGAGUCUCACACGCAAGGACAGGCAGGGGCUUCGCCUGGCCACCAUCACCCUGUGAGGAGGGAGCCAGGCUGGGGACUUGGGGGCUAAGCUUGCCCCAGCUCAGCCAACCUGGCAUCUUAGAAACCCUGAGUGUCUGAACGAACACCAGAAAUGCCUGCGGGGCCCACUCAUUCUCCCUGUCGCUACUGCUGCUGCUGCUGCUGCUGCUGCGCGCUGAUGUAGGCACAGCCCCGGGACUGCCUCACAAGGUGCCUCCCCAAGUGCUUGGACUCGCGGGGACUCGGGAAACUCCAGCCACAGCGGCCGUUUCCUUGGGCCCACGAAGCAGGCGGUACAUUUAAAGGACACAAGACCUGUCUUCUGAAAUUCUCGUCUCCUGCUCAAAUGGCUCUAAGGCAUACGUCUUUCAUAUGAUCAAUGAAUAUUUAUUUUUGUAUCCACUGGAAAGAUAUAUCAAUCUUUUUAUUCUUUGUUAAAAUAAAUGCCUUUUUAAAGAUUUAUUUAUUUAUGCAUAUAAGAGCUGGGGUGCAGGCCAGAGGCACAGGGGGUAAGAAGAUUCCCCAGAGACAGAGUGGGAAGCAAAACAGGUGGAUCCACUGAAAUCCGCUGCUGAGGGGAGCAGUGGGGAGACAGGAGAGGUCUGCUGCAUCCUGUGGGUCAGCUCCCUGGCCGGGGAUCGAACUCGUGCUGCAGUGGCUGCGCAGAGCUUCAUAGUGCUGUGACUUAACCCCUUGCGCCACCGGAGAGGCCCCAAAAUA